Molecule: messenger RNA, 1490 nt
Organism: Monosiga brevicollis MX1
Lineage: Eukaryota; Choanoflagellata; Craspedida; Salpingoecidae
Exons: 4
Coding region: 78-1067 (329 amino acids)
Biological process (GO): biosynthetic process
Molecular function (GO): catalytic activity
Source: RefSeq, a predicted model, not a curated record
AGGCUGCCAAGUUUUAUCAGCACAAGCUAGAGUGGUGCACCUCGUACCUGGAAAAUCUUCGCGAGCGUGCCGAGCAAAUGGCCCGCACUGGUGCCUGGCAAGUACCCGAUAUUGCCGACGACACUGAAAACUCUUCCUCGGAUCAAGAGUCUAUCCAAGACGACGACUCCGACUCGGAGGACCACGAACGUCUGACUGAAGACAUCCGUCGCCACCGCAAAAAGAGCCGCUCGAGCCGUUCCAGCGAUCAGAGCGAAAGUGGCGUGUACGACGCUGCCGAUUUGCACCGUCCCCUCAUUUUUGAAGAAUAUUUGUACGCCAAGAAGACCAUCCAAGAUUUUCGUCGCGAAAUCCGCCUCUUGACGGAGUUUGCGUCGCUCAACUCAACGGCGGUGCGCAAAAUUGUGAAAAAGUACGACCGCCGUGUCGGCACGUCGCUGCUCGAGGCGUAUCUGGAAAAGUGCAAAGCCCACGAGCAGUGGAAGUGCCUCUGGUCCCGUGUCGAAGCUCAGCUGUUGGUGGACUGCGACGCCUUGCUGGCCCAAGUCACCGACAUGAAGCCCCACGAUGCCAGCUGGGAGGGCCGCAAGGUCUUUUCCAUCGGGUGCUUUGACCUCUUCCACCGCGGCCAUGAGAACAUGCUGCGCAUGCUCCGAGAAUUUGGCACCUUUGUCGUCGUCGGCGUGCACGACGACGAGAGCUACUUUAAGCUCAAGAACAAAAAGACCAUUCACAACACGCAGCAGCGCGUUGAGCACGUCAAGAAUUUUGCCGACAUGGUCUUUGUCAUUCCCGAUACCAAUCCCACGCCUUGGAUUCGCGCCAUGGUGUCCAAGCAAGACGUCGAGGCCGGUCGCGUUUGCUACGUGCGUGGCGAAGACAUGAUUGACUUUCCCGGUCGCGACUUUGUCGAGGCCAACAUGCCCGUCUUCUUCCUGCCGCGCAGUGAAGGCGUCAGCAGCACCCUCCUCCGCACCAUCUACCACGAUCAAGAUGCCUCCAAGGCCGAAAAGGCCGCCUUUGCCCGCACCGAUGCCACCGGCAAGCCCAUUCUCGAAGAAGGAUGAUCACGUGCAUGGGCGCCCUCUUCUUCUCUUGUUUGAUUUUGGGGUCUUGUUGCUUGGGUUGUUCUGAUAAAAAAAGUUUUGGUUGAAAUCUAGAGUUAUGAUUGGGGGCGUUGGCCCCGUGAUUUGUCGUCAUGGCUGGAGUCCCCCCUGGUGGGGGAUGAGCACAACAAGAGCCGUGUUCCUUGGCUCCCCGGGCAAUGGUCCCGAGGCCAGCCAUGUUGUCGUGUUUGCGCUUGCCCAUGAGUCCAGGCCCCUGAGCCAAAGGGCUUGAUAUACUGCCAACGAGCGAACCCACGUUGAGGAUGAUGAUAGCUGGCUAUUCCUCUCGUCCAACUCGGCAAGCUCCCGUCUAUUUUGUAUGAUUUGGCUUUAUUUUGGCUAUUGAAAGUGUGUCGAGUCUUGAGCAAUUGACCCGAAAGUACG